This is a messenger RNA of Ceratina calcarata, 3054 nucleotides long. RefSeq lists its product as uncharacterized. The coding region runs from base 1 to 3054 and encodes 1017 amino acids. The record is from RefSeq and is a predicted model, not a curated record. The transcript has a single exon. NCBI's taxonomy places the organism in Eukaryota, Metazoa, Arthropoda, Insecta, Hymenoptera, Apidae.
AUGGCUCUGAAAAAGAAGUCCCCCAAAUCGAAGGGCGAGCAGCUUUACAUGUUAGAGGUGAUCGUCGAUCAGGUGAAAUUAAAUACGGAAAUAGAAAACUCAGACGUCAACAUCGAAGAUUUACUAGUUUCGGUGAGAUUCGCUGAUCUGCCGGAUUACGAGAUUCACAUUUCGGAGAAUACAGAGAACUGUGAUCAGGAUCCGAAGCCGUCCGAUGGCUCGAACGAUUCAAAAUCCCGGAAAUCGUGUAUAUUCGCGAAGACGCCCAGUUGCUUGAUCAAAGCCAUAAGAUGGUCUCCGAUGUACAUAGAACUGUAUCGUAAGAACGCCAGUUGCACGAAGAAAAAUUUUUUCGGUACAGUGAGGGUCACUUUGCCUACGUGCAUGUGCAACCACGUAGCUGCGACGCAAAAUAAAACCGAUGGCUUGUCGACGGCGUGCACAGUGAAGGACACGUACGAACUGACGGAUCAUCAAGGGAACGUAAGCGGUACCGUAACCGUGAUGCUGAGAUUAUCAUGUUUCGGCAGUUCCAUCAUCAAACAGUUCUCUCUGAGUGGAAAGUCCUUCAUGUUGGAAGAUUCGCCACUUCAGAAGCUUCUGUGUUCUUAUAUGUGUCCAAACAGGGAAAUGGACACGGAGGGCUCGAAGGAGGAUGAUAAACCGAUGCUGAAGAGGCCGGAUUCUCCACCGCGUAUUUCCAUGGACGAUCCUGCUUUCAAGACGUUGACCACCGCUGAGAAGCUGAACUAUCCUAAAUAUCGUGAGCUGGUCUAUUCGGCCUACCCUGAUGAGCCGACUUGCACCUGUAUGCCCACGAACCGAAGUGGACACCCUAUGGAAUGUCGCUCGGGCUGUACCAACCACUGUUGCAUGAAUUUAAGAAAUCCGAUGAUAUUGACGAAAGAUGAGAGACACGUCGACGAUAUAUUAGCGAACACCUAUUGUGUGAACAAUACUCUGUCAGCAUUGUACGCUCUGAAACAGCACGACUCCCUAACCAACUGCAACAAUCCGAAGAGAAUGAGGGGAGGUGGAGACAUAGAGCAGAUUUACGUGGAUCCGUCUUGCUUGAGGUGGUCCGACUACGACACUGAUCAUACUUGGUACGAAGAGAAAUAUAAACCUACGAGGUACGAAGACAACUAUAACUUUAAUCCUGGAGAAGAGAAUCGAUUGGAAGGUGGCGGUGAAGAAAGUUGCAGUUGUUCCGGUAGCCCGGUUUUGGUCCCACCGCGGGUGUCACCGUCCAAGGAAGGCCACGACGUGGUAGCUGUUUUCGACGCGUGCGAACCACGCGUGAUGUCCACAGGAGCGACGCCCGGUUGCAUUUGUCCCGGAAAGGACCCGAAGUGGCCCCGUGGUGCCGCUAAGUGCAUGAAGUCACCAUGCAUGGGCAUAGACUGUCUAAUCCGAGCGUUCAAAGAAGCGCAGGAGUUUGUAGACUCGAUUGGGAAAGUGCCAGGUCUGCCAGGACUCGGUUUAAUGGAUCCAUCGGAGAGCCCGUACUUCGGUAGAGACGUAGACAAGGAUUAUGUGCCCCAGGAACGACCGGUGGAAAGAAAGAAGGCAACUGGAAUGGCGCAAGCACCAACAGUAUCGGCUCCCACUUGCACUGCUCCUUGCAGUAUAAUGAACAAACCUGUCGACGAUAUCCGCCCUCCUGUCUCGCCUUACGCACCUCCAGUUCCCCGGGGUGUAACCGUGCCACCGCGGCUGGGAAUCGUCCGCGAGGCUAUACCCGUAUUGCCGGAGGUGGGUUCAACGAUCACGUCCCCGAAGCAUAGGAAGAAAGAAGAGAAGAAGGACGAGAAAACGGACAAGAAGGAGUUGGACCCCACGGCGUCCGCGAUGGAGUCCGAGAUGGGUCCUUGCGGUGAACCGAGAUGCAAAUCGAGGCGAAGAAAAGCUACGGACGACGGCAGCGUGACCCAGAGUGCCACUCACGUCUCCUCGAAGACUCGGAUCGGCGGCAGGCGAAUCAAUGCUAGGAAGGCUCUUCGAAAACCGAAAAAAGCGCCUAAAAUCCAUCCGAAGAAACGCAGCCCGAAGGCCGCUCGCGGUAUGCCGAGCAAUCACUCCGCCGUUAGUCAGCCGCUCCAGCGAGAUCUUAAAAUGGUGAGCGCGCAUGAUUACGGUAAGACCAUACCGAAAAAACAAUUAGGACCCGGUGGCGAUCGCAGUUUCGUCAUGCAAUCCGCGCACGCUCCGACGAUUCCGGUCAGCAGGCGGGUAAUGAAGUACGUCUAUUUCGUCGGUGAUUAUUACCCUGGCACUAAUUACGGGCACAGGAACUGCAUCGAGAUGCGUAUGAGGGUCCCGGCUAAUAUGGGUUGGUUAUGGACCACCACAACCACGGCGGGGAAAUUGAAACCGCGAAUCGGUUGGAGGCCGGGUGCUAUUGGUCGUUAUCUGUACGAGAUGCUGCAAGACGCGAAAGAGAAUUCGUUCGCCAUGGAGGAGCCUGAUUACGACACGACCGACAGAAAGGGUCGCGUGAAAAUGGACCGUGCAAGGAAGGAGAGGAUAAAGAUACUCGAACGCGCGAGAUCUGCACCACCGCGACCGCUGAAGACUACCUCGAGGAGACAGAGGACUGGUAGAACCAUGAGCUUCCAAUCCAUGCAGAAACAAUCUCAAAUGGAAGGCGAAGAGGAAGGACCGGAGCCACCGCCGACUCUGCAUAUUCACAGAAAGGACGGUACUUAUUAUGUGACCAUGUAUCCUAUCAGGCAGGAAACGAGCGGCGAGCCUAGUUUAGCUGAACCGAUGAAACCACUCCAAUUCAAGAUCGUGAAGAAUAAGGACGACGGUUCGACCGCGUCUAGCUCGACGGCGUCCGACAUGGAGAUCGAAUUCUCUCCACCGGCGGCGGUCAGCAGGUAUCGUAAGAAGCCUGACGUCGUCCACGUCGACACCCAAGUGCGUCAACAGGAGAUCAUAGAUACUUACAAAGCGGAGGAACUUAAGAAGAAGAGCAGGAGACCCGGUAGGAGAGAAAGAAUUGGAAGCGAGAAGAAGAAAAACACAUCGAAAGUCUCGAUCAAGAAAUAG